This is a messenger RNA of Sceloporus undulatus (fence lizard), 1542 nucleotides long. Its product is annotated as zinc finger protein 239-like. Gene Ontology annotation, biological process: regulation of transcription by RNA polymerase II. Gene Ontology annotation, cellular component: nucleus. The coding region runs from base 57 to 914 and encodes 285 amino acids. The transcript has a single exon. The record is from RefSeq and is a predicted model, not a curated record. Gene Ontology annotation, molecular function: DNA-binding transcription factor activity, RNA polymerase II-specific; RNA polymerase II cis-regulatory region sequence-specific DNA binding. NCBI's taxonomy places the organism in Eukaryota, Metazoa, Chordata, Lepidosauria, Squamata, Phrynosomatidae.
UCUGUGGGAAAAUAUGUAAAUAUAAAUCACAAUUAAACACACAUUUCAGUGUUCCCAUGGGAGAGAGACCAUAUAAAUGCAUGGAAUGGGGGAAGAGCUUCAUAGGGAAUGAACACCUACAUUCACAUCAAAGAACCCACACCAGGAGGAAACUAUAUAAGUGCAUGGAAUAUGGAAAGAGCUUCAAUUGGAAUGGAAAUCUACGUUUACAUCAAAGAUCCCACACAGGGGAAAGACCAUAUAAAUGCAUGGAGUGUGGGAAGAGCUUCAGUCGGAGUGGGCAGCUAAGUUCACAUCAAAGAAUCCACACAGGGGAGAAACCAUAUAAAUGCAUGGAAUGUGGAAAGAGCUUCAGACAGAGUGGACAGCUAAGUUCACAUCAAAGAACCCACACAGGGGAGAAACCAUAUAAAUGCAUAGAAUGCGGAAGGAGCUUCAGUCAGAGUGGAAGUCUACAUUUACAUCAAAGAACUCAUACAAGGGAAAGACCAUAUAAAUGCAUGGAAUGCAGCCUGAGCUUCAAACAGAGUGGAGAUCUACGUUCACAUAGAAGAAAGCACACAGGAGAAAGACCAUAUAAAUGCAUGGAAUGUGGACUGAGCUUCAGUUGGAGUGGAAGUCUACGUUCACAUCAAAGAACCCACACAGGAGAAAGACCAUAUAAAUGCAUGGAAUGUGGGAAGAGCUUCACUCAGAGUGGAAGACUAAGUUCACAUCAAAGAACCCACACAGGAGAAAGGCCAUAUAAAUGCAUGGAAUGUGGAAAGAGCUUCACUCAGAGUGGACAUCUAGGUUUACAUCAAAGAACCCACACAGGGGAGAAACCAUAUAAAUGCGUGGAAUGCGGGAAGAGCUUCAGUCGGAGUAAUCAUCUACGUUCACAUCAAAGAAUCCACAUGGGGAAAACCAGCUAAAUGUAUGAAAUGCCAAAAGAGCUUUUCUGAAAAAGAAUGAAAAAUUAGAAAGUGAAGGGUUUAAAGUACAAUGGCUGUCAUAUUAUCAUUUAAGGGAAGAGAGAAGAUAUGAAGAACUGGCAUUAUGAAGAGGGGGAAAUCAUAACUUAAAGUUUUUAUGCACAUUCAUUUGGUAGUCAUUUGAUAGGCAAAAUGUACAAAUUGCUACUUCUAUUUGACAAUGAAGAAGAGCAGGUUAAAGAAUACAUAAUUAAUUGGACAAAAUAAACUGAGACAUAAAUUUGAAUGGAUCAAUGGAAAAAGAUAUAAAGAAAAUCUGUACAAAACUAUGUAUAAAUGUAUAUUACCCCAGAGAAAUUGGCUAAAGUGUAUAAAGGAUAUAUAUAUAUAUAGCAUGAAUGCCCCAACAUGGGCUUCCCAUCUGCAGAUUUAAGCAUCCAUGGAUGCCAAACGCCAUUAGUUUCAAUGGCUGCCCUCUUGCAUGCCCCUAUUUAAUACCAGAGGAAUUGAGGUCCUCCAUUUUUUGCCAUCUGCAGGGCAUAAGGAUCUUCCAUACCUGAAUCAAGUUAGUUGCCAUCUUAAAUCAAGAUAGUAACUUCUUGAGGAGAGUAUAGACUUUUAAUGGAUA